GGGAUAGGCCUGUGCGCAGGCGCGCGAGGGGCCAUGCUGGGUUGCGUGGCCUAAGGCCGCAUGGCUCCGCCCUCCUAUCCCCGACUAUGUAAAACCCCCUGGGGCCGGGGGUCCCAGCGUUUCACUCGGCUCCCGGGGCCACGGAUAGAGCCCUUGCAGAGGCGGAGGUGCGUCCGCUCCUCAUCAUGGUGAUGCUGACCUCUCCUUUUCUCAGAUUUCUCAUAGCCCUUUGCCUGGACGGCUCCAUUGCAUAGCCACCAUCCUCCCUGAACAGAGGUUUCUCUCGGAAAAGUCACACAUUCUUGCCCAAGAUUUUCUUCCGCAAGAUGUCAUCCUCAGCUGCCAAGGACAAGCCUGAACUACAGUUCCCAUUCCUGAUGGACGAGGAGACUGUGAACACAUUUCGUGAGUGCAAGACUCUCUUUGUCCUACGGGGGCUACCGGGCAGUGGGAAGUCUACGCUGGCCCGAGCCAUCGUGGAUAGGUAUCGUGAUGGCACCAAGAUGGUGUCUGCUGAUGCCUACAAGAUAAAUCCAGGCUCCCAGGCUGCCUACCAUGAGGAAUACAAGCAGCUGGACGAGGACCUGGACAUCUCCUGCCGCCGUGAUGUUAGAGUCCUAGUACUGGAUGACACCCACCAUGAGCGUGACCGCCUGGAGAAGAUCUUCGACAUCGCUGACCAGUACCAGUACAUGGUGGUGCUGGUGGAGCCUAAGACAUCAUGGCGGCUGGACUGCAAUCUGCUUAAGGAGAAGAACCAAUGGCAGCUGACUGCUGAUGACUUGAAGAAGCUGAAACCUGGAGUGGAGAAGGACUUUCUGCCGCUCUACUUUGGCUGGUUCCUGAGCAAGAAGGGUUCUGAGAACUUGCAGAAGGUUGGACAGACCUUUCUGGAUGAGCUGAGCAGCCACAAGGCCUUCAAGAAGGAGAUAAAGCACUUUGGGUCUGGGGAUGAACCUAAGGAGAAGAUUGCCUUGGCUUCGUACUUUGUGAAGAGGCCUCCGGGAGUGCUGCACUGCACCACCAAGUUCUGUGACUAUGGGAAGGCCGAAGGGGCCAAUGAGUAUGCCCAGCAGGAUGUGGUCAAGAAAUCCUACUCUAAGGCCUUCACCCUGACUGUCUCUGCACUGUUUGUGACACCGAAGACGAUGGGUGCCCGGGUGGAGUUGAGUGAACAGCAGCUGCCGCUGUGGCCAGCGGACGUGGACAAGGUGACGCCUAGUGACAACCUGCCCCGAGGCAGCCGUGCCCACAUCACACUGGGCUGUGCAGCAGGUAUAGAGCCUGUGCAGACCGGUAUUGACCUGCUGGAAAUGGUUCGGCAAGAGAAGGGGGGAAGUCAAGGAGAGGAGGUGAGCGAGCUAAGUCGGGGCAAGCUCUACUCCUUUGGCAAUGGGCAGUGGAUGCUGCGUCUGGCCAAAAAGCUAGAGUUUAGGGCCAUCUUCACAGGAUACUAUGGGAAAGGCCACACUGUGCCCACGCACAGCAGCCGAAAGGGAGGUGCCUUGUUAUCUUGUACCAUCAUCUAGACAAUGGGCUACCCUUUCAAACUAUUCACCCCUGCUUCCUCACGUUGGGGUGAGUAGGAGACACUGCCCUCCACUUGACUUUUUUAUGCCAUUAACUCACCUAUAACUUUUCAAAACUUGUAAAAUAACUUCCCCCUUCCAACCUAACACCUUAUGCUCUAAGUCAGAAGGAACAUUUGGGAAACAGGACCAAAGUCCUAGGACUCAGGACAUUUUACCUCCCCCCCUCCCCCAUUACUCACCGAGUCUCUAGCAACAGCACUGCUUGGUUCUUUUAGCCCCAAGGUGCUCCACUUCCCUUGGUGUACUCUGCAGAGAAGGCAUGGAGCACUUCCACAAGAGAUGUGUUUAGAUAGACAGGGAGAGAAAGAGACCCCUCUUUUCUCCCUCUCCCCACCCCCACCCAUUUACCUUCUUUGUUAAUCUAGGAAGCCUAGAGGUGGCUGCAAGGUUCCCUUCCUAGGAGUCUAGCUCUUCAUUCUCCUCUUCCCCUCUACCUUUUUUUUUUUUGGGUGGAGGGGAAGAGGGAGAAAUCUUCAUGAUGAAACUGAUAGGAGGAAAAUAGGGGGACUCUAGAAGAAUUGUAUUGUUGACUGACUAGGAAAAUGCACAACAGUAAAACAGCCGCCCCACCCCUUACAGGAGCAUCGCCCCAUCCAGAGGGUGGGGCCUCAGGCAGAGAUUCACCCCAUUCUAGUGAUGUACUCUCCCUGUAUAGAUGGGGAAAUUCAGGCCCAAAGGGUUUGGAAAGCCUGCCACGAUUGCUGUAUAUCCAUGGGGAAGGCUGGGGCUUGCUGUCCCAACCAAGCUCCCCUGCCACGAGGCUGGUAAAGGCCUCCCUUCAUCUGCCUUCCUCUCUAAGGGGGUUUUAACACUGCUUUGCAUACUUCAUUUCCUCUCUCACAUGCCUUGGUGUCAUGCUUUGACUCUGGCCUGGCUCCUGUGCAGCAUGGGACCUUACUCAUCAUGUUGUUUCUCAACAAGUGCUUGGGAUUUGAGUUAAACAUCCUGGUUUUGCCCCAUCCCUCAAAUUGUAAGACCGUUAAUGAAAUAAAUCUCAAUAAUCUUAA
Trichosurus vulpecula (common brushtail) is the source of this 2599-nucleotide messenger RNA. RefSeq names its product 2',3'-cyclic nucleotide 3' phosphodiesterase (gene CNP). Gene Ontology annotation, molecular function: 2',3'-cyclic-nucleotide 3'-phosphodiesterase activity. NCBI's taxonomy places the organism in Eukaryota, Metazoa, Chordata, Mammalia, Diprotodontia, Phalangeridae. The coding region runs from base 327 to 1529 and encodes 400 amino acids. The record is from RefSeq and is a predicted model, not a curated record. Gene Ontology annotation, biological process: cyclic nucleotide catabolic process. The transcript has 5 exons. Gene Ontology annotation, cellular component: cytoplasm; membrane.